AUGUUCGCUUCUAUGACGAUCAUCAAAGCUUUGCUGGUCAUUGCUUCCACUACUAUCGUCGCCAUGGGUGCACCGCAGAAACGAUUUGGAGGACCUCUGGCAGACCAAUUUUGGGAAGAACAUCCAAGCACCGAAGACGUUAAAUCUGGGGAUUCAUCAUGGAUAGAAGCAUCUAUAUGUUCAAUACUCGAAAGGAACAGAGCCGAAAUCGAAGGGCAUAUCAAAUUUGAUGGCGAUUGGCGAGCUAUUCGUGAAGCAAGCUGCACAGUCUUUGAGCUUGAUCAACACAACGUAUUCACAUACACCACUGGGUGGACAGAGGAUUUAAAAUCCAACUGGUGGGUGCAUACCGUCAGAAAUGCUAUUUGGAAACAAAGUGAUGCCGUCCCUGGUGGCUGGGCGACCGAGAAUUUCUUGCUCAUCGAUUCAGAAACCCAUGCCAAGGCCGAUACCGGUCUAUGGAAAAUUACUGGGAGAGAAAGUAAAUUAGAGACUGAAAAUCUAGGAUUUGAUACACUGAGGGACCUCUUCUUAAAGGCAGAGAACACCCCUAUGGUAAUCAAAUCGAAGAAGGACGGUUUGAAAAAAUUAUCAAAAAGUCGAUUCUAUGGUAUAAAGAAGAUGGUGCAAAACGAUAUUUAUUGCGAAGUGACACUCUUCGACCCAAAAGGAGGAAAAGGACACACCCUGACAUACGACCUUCAAUGGUUUCAGAGCGAUGUUGCUGAAGUUGGCUAUCUUCUCUGA
This is a messenger RNA of Kwoniella shivajii, 747 nucleotides long. RefSeq lists its product as uncharacterized. The coding region runs from base 1 to 747 and encodes 248 amino acids. The transcript is spliced from 6 exons. The record is from RefSeq and is a predicted model, not a curated record. NCBI's taxonomy places the organism in Eukaryota, Fungi, Basidiomycota, Tremellomycetes, Tremellales, Cryptococcaceae.